CAGCCUGGCGGGUUUUUGAAAGCGCUAUACACGUCAAGAAACAUGAAUUUAGCCAUUUUACUCGAUUUUUGUCGUAAUUUAAGCACGUAACGGUUUCCCUCUCGUGUUCGUGACACCGCGGCUGACUUUCGGAAAAUGUUUGGACCACUUUUGAGGAGCGGAGCUGCUUAGAAAGAAGGAACCGGCGGACUCUGCUAGCUUGUUGUUUUACAGUGAGAUUCAUGUUUCUGGUAAAACAAACAGCUGGAAGUCUCACAUCAUGAACUUUAUCUCUGUGGUUCUUCUACACACAUACAGAGAAGUGUUCAAUAAAGGACAAGAAGAGAGCUUCUAAGCUGUGGAGAGUUAGCAGUUCUGCUUUAUUGGUCUCACAUUAUGGCUGGUGUUGUGGCUAUGGCAUCUGUCAUCGAGGACUUUGACACCCAGCCUUGCAAGAAAUCUCGUAAAGAUGCUAGCAGUCCUGUUGUCAAAACAAUCACCAACUACUUCUCCCCUGUACCCAAGCCUGCAGAGAAACCCUUUUCUCCUCCUCGCUCCAACAACAUCAUGGACUACUUCAACCGUAAAGCGCCAUCCUCUAAGGAUAGAAACAGCUCGCCAGAGCAGUCAAAGGAGAAUGUACAGACGUGUCAGCCUGCAGUGAGAGAGGCUGCAGUAAAACAUCAACCUCAGAAACGGAGCAGAAAGGCCAGCAAAGCAGCAAGGAAACUAGUAGAGGUUGAAACUGUUAGCUCUGCAUCAGAGGACAGCUGCGUGAAUGUGGAAGAGCAGCAUGACAGCAGAGACUCUGCAGCAGGAGUUAUCAGCAGCUGUGGUGUUCUUGGCAGCGAUACCGCGGCCCUGUUGGUCCAGCUUAGCGCCGAGGCUUGUAUGUCUGCAGAAAGUUCAGAAAAUGACACUAAAGAUGAGGGUUUAGAGCAGGCUGAUAAAGGUGAAAACAGUGUAGCAGAUGGUUCAAAACAAAAGGAAAACAUUAAACUUAAACCAGAACUGAAAUGCAUAGAGUUAUCUCCAAUUGUACCCCAUAAAGAGAAAGCAAAACAAGUCAAAAGUGCUGCACGAAACUCUCGAAAAAGGCUGCAACAGGAGGAAAAAGAUUCAAAAGAAGAGGAGAAAGAAAAAGAGAGCUCUUUAUGUGAUGUUAGUAUGGAGGUUAACGUGGAUGAAGCCUCUCAGUUAAACAGCACCGUGACAAUCUCCUUCGAGGAUUUUGUUCGGAGUCAGAGUCAAGAAAAUGAGCAGGGCAAAUAUGAUGACUGUAAGAUCAUAUCAGAGGCAGAAGAAAUGGACACUGAGCAGAUAGAAACGCCUAAAGCUGAUGAAAAUGUCAGUUCCAGUGAGCCACCUCUUCAAGUUUCACCUCGAACCCUCACCAUUCAGGCUGAAGUCCAUGCAGUCUCACCGAAACAGGACCCAGCCAAGGUGGGGGGGAGGGUAGCGUCUAUCUUCAACAGGAGAAAAGGUGCAACGAGUCCCGCUGAAUCAAAAUCCUCUUCUCAGACGGAGGCAGAAAAACAGCUUCCCUCUCCGGCUGUCAAACGAAAAUCCAACGUGGUUCUUCAGGAGGAAGAUCUAGAGCUGUCAGUCCUGGAGAGUGAAUCCAUGCCGAAGUGCAGCGAUGCAGAGAGGAAGCAGUUCAUGGCUGCGUUCAAACAGCCCUGUCUGGAUGGGUCUAAAGCCAAGCCUGCAAAGAGCAAGCAGAAGCCAGCUGAGGAGAAGGUUGUAGAGGAGGUGGAGAAAGUGACUGAAGAGGAAGGAGAAAAAACAGAAAGCAAAGAGCAAGAGCCUGCAGCCUCUGAGGGAAACAAAGCUGCUAAAAAGAAACCAGUGAGGAAAGGCAGAAAGAAAGGUGAAGAAGAAAAAGAGGCAGCCAAAUCUCAGCCUCCUGCUCCCGUAGAAGAAACGGUCACUGCAACUCUUGAUGACCAGAAAAAGGAACCUCACAUGACCUCGACUCCCUCCAUCCCAGCAGUAAGGAGGUCCAGAAGGGAGUCUGCAGCUAGACAAACCCCUGAAACUGCUCCGACAACUCCGGUCAGAAAACUGAGGAAACAUAAUGAGUCAAAGGAUGCUGCUGUUGCUGUUUUACCUGACGACAGCCCUGCUGAUGUGUCCACUCCAAAGAGACGGCGUUCUAAACACGGAGUCUUCGUCGCAGAGAUGCUGGGUCCAUCAGACACCAAAGGAAGUCCAAUCAGGAUUAAGUUCAGGAGAGUCCAGAAAAAUGUCUCCAUACCUAAGGCUGAAGGCAAUGGUGGCAAAAACCCACCUGUGGCUGCUAAAGUUUCCGCUGAGUCUAAAAAAAGGAAGCAGGCGAAGAAGCUGGUGGAGAAAGCCAAGGUCAUUCAGCAGAGUAAAAAAGGUGCAGACAAGGAGAAAGACACCUUAAGGCGAUCGUCACGAACCGAGGCCUCUCUGAAGAAGAGCUACUGUGAAGAUGAGGAUUCUGUGAUUUGCCUGGAGGAAGAUCAGACUAAAACAGCACCAGAAAAGAGAAAAACUCAGAAGUCUUUACGAAGUCUGAACGACGUUCUCGGAAAAGCAAAACCUGGCAGCCAGGACUCAAAGGCCACCCCAGCAGGCUCCAAAGUGCCGUCACUGGCUCAGGAGAAAUCCUCCCGUAAGGCGUCAGCUGUGAUUUCCAUCUUCGACGAUAGCAGCCGUGACGGCUCUGACUGCACGCAGGAUGAUGAGCAGUUCAGGGCACGCAGAGAGUUCUUGAAGAGUGGUCUGCCUGAGUCCUUCAGGAAACAGAUCGCCAAGACCGCUGCGAGCAAGGAGGCGUACUCAUUGUCCUGUUCCUCCUUUCAGCCGGUGGUUCACGUAAAGCAGCAACAACACGACUCUCCUCUUUGGAGUCUGCCGUGGCCAGAGUCUUCAUUGCUGCAUCAUCUGAAGGAGCUUUGGAGCCAAACAUUCAUCCCACCUCAGCCAGUCAGUGGCUCCCUCUGCAUGAAGACAAAACCCGUCUGCAGAGCCCUUUGUGAACGAGGUUCUGGUUGGCGGCCUGAGAUCUCUGAAAGUGUUCGUCAGCUUCUCAUGGAGGAGGUCAGAACCUCAAACCCGGCCUUCCCAAUUCAGGUGUUCCUCAGUCGCCUCCUGAAGAGAUGCAUCGACCACCAGCAGCAGCAGAACGGCGCCACAGAACCAGAAGCUGUAAGCAGAGAAUCGAGCACAGCAGGAGGGAAGAGGAAGAGGACAGAUGAUGAAGAGGGAAUGACAGUGAAGGUAGCUAAGAAGCAGAAAGCCAACUCUUCAGAGGAGAUUUCAGCACCAGAGACCACGACAAGAGGAGGCCGUAAGAGGCGAGGGCAGAGAUUAGUGAAAGCUGCUCCCGUCCAGCCUGAAGACGACUCUGUGGUUGUCCUCGAUGAUGUGUCUGGAGGAGACACUGAGAGAAAAGAUUUGUUGAAGGAGGACGUGUUAUGGACAGACAAGUAUCAGCCUCAGCACUCCUGCGACAUUGUUGGAAACCUUGCCUCAGUGAGAAGGCUGCACAGCUGGCUGAAGGAAUGGAAGAUCCGUGCAGACCGAGAAGAAAAGAAAAAACAGAAAGAAAAGAAAGAAGAGGAAGGCAGCAAUGACUCGGACUGGGACUGCGGAGAAGACGACUCCCAGGAUGGAGAGGACAUGUUGUGCAACACGAUGCUCAUCACAGGACCCACUGGAGUUGGAAAGACCGCUGCAGUAUACGCUUGUGCUCAGGAGCUUGGCUUUAAGGUGUUUGAGGUGAAUGCUUCAUCUCAGCGGAGUGGACGACUGAUUCUGUCCCAGCUCAAAGAAGCUACACAGUCCCACCAGGUCGACAGCCAGGGGGUCAACGCCCAUAAACCCAGCUACUUUAACAGCUACGGCACAAGCAGCAGCGCAGGAACCAUGAGGCCUGGAUCUUCUCCCAGGAAGAUAAACUCUCCUCGUAGGGUGGUCUCCUCCCCUAGAAAACAUCCCCAGUCUCCAAGAGGGGCUAAAAGAGGAAACCUGGCUCCUACAUCUUUAGCUAACUUCUUUAAAAUGGGCCGGCCAACCAACAAGGACGCUCCAAACACGAAGAAGAAUGAGCAAACUGAUGCAUCCCAAAAAGACACAAAAGCCAACGAUUCUGCAAGUAAGCAUAAAGGCUCUGCAGUCAAAUCCCCGGCGACCACCCCUAAAGAUAAAGCAAAUGAAGAGCAGAACAAGAAGACGGCGACCUCACUCAUUCUGUUUGAAGAAGUAGAUGUGAUUUUUGACGACGACUCUGGUUUUAUCGCUGCCAUUAAGACAUUUAUGACUACAACCAAGAGACCGGUCAUCCUCACAACCAGUGAUCCGGCUUUCAGUGCCAUGUUUGAUGGAUGCUUUGAAGAAACCCUUUUCAAAACUCCCUCAGUGGCGGAUGCGAGCAGCUUCCUGAGGCUGUUGUGUUUGACAGAGGACGUCAGAAUGGACCAAUCAGACGUGAGCUCUCUGCUCAGAGUCAACGGCGGCGAUGUCAGGCAGAGUUUACUGCAGCUGCAGUUCUGGUCUCGCAGUGGAGGAGGAUGCAAAGUGGCACAGACUGACAGAAGCGGGGCUGAUCAAAAACCAAGGAGAAAGUCAGCAGAGAUUCUUCCUCUGUGUGACAGCGGCUGCACUGAGAGCAUGCUCAGUCUGCUGAACACCAAACCAGAGAGAAACAUCUGGGAGCUGCUCAAGAGCCGCAGUCUGUUGGAGGAGGAGAUUUGUCUGGAUCUGCUGAUGAACAGCCAGAGACGUGGAGUUGACCUGCUUUAUUCCAACAUGGAGGCACUCUUGCCUCUACCACGCACACAGCUGACCACAUCUAACUACAAUCAGAAGCCGCCUGUUUCAGCAUCACAGGACUGUCCCACUGAUUUGGCCCCAGCACACGCCAGGCUGUUGGAAACAGAGUCUGCAGAUUGCUCUGAUGAUGGCAGUCCGGUGAAAAUCUCCAACAGAAUGAAGAAAAACAAGAGGAGGCACUGUUUACCAGAGAAAGGCAGACUUGACUCAGACUCUGACUCAGAAGGUGGUUUUCUGUCUCUAAACAAGCCCCAGGAAGCCCCUGCAGCGACGGAGGACACCACACAGAAUUCAGAGCCGGAAAAGGUAAAGAGGAUGCCAGUGACUCCUGAGGAGCGGGCCAAAAGCGUCCCAGUCUCCAAGUGUCUUGAGUCAAUGGCUGACUUCUUAGAUAACAUCUCCUACAUGGACUCCUCCAUGUUGGUUCAAUCAGACGGUGGUCAGAAAAGGUCACAUGAUGGGGCCGCAGUGAAAGAUGGAAUGACAGACGAGCCAAGAAUUGAGACUGAGAGAGAGAGCAGGAUGAGAGGGGAGCUCAUGUUUGAGAUAUCGGCCACUGUGGAGGCGCUGAGCUUCCACAGACUUCGGGUUUCAGCGGAGGAGGUGUGGCAGAACACUCAGCAACUUGAGGGGGAGGUCUGGAAGGAGGCGGCGGCAGAACUCAGCCUCCCUGUGGCUGCUCACCGGGAAGGUUACAGCUUCACUCAGGACGGCCUGUGCCAACCACAGAUCGUUCAGCAGAGAAGAGAAGUGAUGGAGAGUCUGAUGGUCAGAGGAGUGUUUGGCUCGCUCUGUAACAGACCUGCAGCUGCUCUCGACUUUCUGCCAGCGCUCCGCACCAUCUGCAGAUCCGAGCAGCUGAAAGAGCAGGGCAAAGUCAAACGAAGGUUCCUUCACUACCUCGAUGCCAUCAACCUUGGUAUAGAAAAGAACACACUGCAGCACCUCGCUGAAGACUUCCCCUGAAGAGACGAAGAGCUUUUCACAGCAAAUGUGGUCGUUAAAACGACCACUGGUUUCUAAAGUCAUGUUUACAGGUUGUCUGUGGCAGCUCUGAAGCUGUUGUCUACUAUUAACGACUGAAUCACUGCAAACAGGAAAAGUAUUCCUGAAUAACCUCAAAUGUUGUUGUAAUUGGCACAGACUGGUGCUUUGAAGAAUGCACUAAAUUUCUACUUUGUAAGGUUUUGUAUUAAGCUGUGUGGGAGUGUGUUUGUUUGUACAGUAGGGUUUUAUACAUGAAUGAUUUAUCAGCAGACUUUGCAUUUGCAAAGUGAUUUUAUCAAGUAGAAAUUGCUUUUGGGUAGCAAUUGUGUCAUUAAUAAUUUGUAUGAGGUUAAUAUGUAAAAUAGUUUGCUUCUUUAUGUGUACAUUGACAUUUUCACAACAAAAUACAAAAAUACACUUGGGAUUUUUUCCUCUGCAGAGCUCUGGUUGAGAAUCCUGCUCUUCUCGGCUCUAACUGUCACCUUCACAUUGAACACUGUGUUUUUUAAUUUCUUUUUUUUUUUUUUUUUUUUUAUCUUAAUUUGAGUUUUAUUUUGUUUUCAGCCUUAAUGUGUACCCUUUCUCACAGUGGGUUUA
This is a messenger RNA of Cheilinus undulatus (humphead wrasse), 6366 nucleotides long. RefSeq names its product ATPase family AAA domain containing 5a (gene atad5a). Gene Ontology annotation, molecular function: ATP binding; ATP hydrolysis activity; DNA clamp unloader activity. Lineage: Eukaryota; Metazoa; Chordata; Actinopteri; Labriformes; Labridae. Bases 376 to 5748 code for a protein of 1790 amino acids. The record is from RefSeq and is a predicted model, not a curated record. The transcript is spliced from 22 exons. Gene Ontology annotation, cellular component: nucleus.